AUGAAAGCUAAUAAUUAUCAUUAUAGCAAUAUUUUUUAAUUGGCUGCAUAAAGCUCUAAAAAAUCUAAAAUUAUAUCAAUACGAAUCAUAACUCAAACUUUGAAAGAACUCAAUAAUGAAUAUUUAAUAGCAGGUAUAAAAAGUGGAAUUAUAAUGUUGCUCAAACCUGAUUUACAUGAAACUGUUUUAAGGACUUAUUAUAUCUCAGAUUCGAUAUAAAUAAGAUAGAAAGAAAGCACAAGAUGCUUAAGAUGA
Paramecium primaurelia is the source of this 255-nucleotide messenger RNA. NCBI's taxonomy places the organism in Eukaryota, Ciliophora, Oligohymenophorea, Peniculida, Parameciidae. The record is from the annotation of a GenBank genome assembly.